CUGAUUUCCCUCAUCAACGGUUCUCUCUGCGAAUUUCGGGGAUCAAAUACUCUUUCACAAAAAGGAGAGAAUUUAAGUAAUUAAUUAACACAACUUUUUUUCGUUGUUGUUGAAAAAGCUCAUCUUUUUUUUUUGAUAGUUAGAGUGAGCAAUGGCUAAGAAUGUGGGAAUUCUUGCUAUGGAUAUCUACUUCCCUCCUACCUGUGUUCAACAGGAAGCAUUGGAGGCUCAUGAUGGUGCUAGUAAGGGGAAAUACACCAUUGGACUUGGACAAGAUUGCAUGGCCUUUUGUACAGAAGUGGAAGAUGUUAUCUCUAUGAGUUUAACAGCUGUUACUUCACUCCUUGCAAAGUAUAAGAUUGAUCCCAAACAAAUUGGCCGUCUUGAAGUUGGUAGUGAGACUGUGAUCGACAAGAGCAAGUCCAUUAAGACCUUCUUGAUGCAAAUCUUUGAGAAAUCUGGAAACACUGACAUCGAAGGGGUUGACUCGACUAAUGCAUGCUAUGGAGGGACUGCAGCUUUAUUUAACUGUGUCAAUUGGGUUGAAAGUAGUUCAUGGGAUGGACGAUAUGGUCUUGUUGUCUGUACUGACAGUGCGGUCUAUGCAGAAGGACCUGCCCGGCCUACUGGAGGAGCAGCAGCAAUUGCUAUGCUAAUAGGGCCUGAUGCUCCUAUUGCUUUUGAAAGCAAAUUACGUGGAAGUCAUAUGUCCCAUGCCUACGACUUUUACAAGCCUAACCUUGCUAGUGAAUAUCCGGUUGUCGAUGGGAAACUUUCUCAAACAUGCUAUCUCAUGGCUCUCGAUACUUGCUACAAAUAUUUCUGUCACAAGUAUGAGAAACUAGAGGGCAAACAGUUCUCUCUUUCUGAUGCUGCAUACUUCGUAUUCCAUUCUCCGUAUAACAAGCUUGUGCAGAAAAGCUUUUCUCGUUUGUUGUUCAACGACUUCUUGAGGAAUGCCAGUUCUGUCGAUGAAAUUACCAAGGAAAAACUGGCUCCAUUCUCAACUUUGACCGGUGACGAAAGCUACCAAAGCCGGGAUCUUGAGAAGGCAUCCCAACAAGCUUCAAAGUGCCUUUAUGAUGCCAAGGUGCAACCAACUACCUUGAUACCAAAGCAAGUUGGCAACAUGUAUACUGCAUCUCUUUAUGCUGCCUUUGCAUCCCUUAUUCACAACAAAAACAGUGAAUUGGCAGGAAAGCGGGUGAUUUUAUUCUCUUACGGAAGUGGUUUAACUGCCACAAUGUUUUCAUUGCGAUUCCAUGAAGGUCAACACCCCUUUAGCCUAUCGAACAUUGUAUCAGUGAUGAAUGUAGCCGGGAAAUUGAAGUCAAGGCACGAGUUUCCCCCUGAGAAGUUUGUUGAGACUAUGAAGCUCAUGGAGCAUAGGUACGGAGCCAAGGAUUUCGUGACAAGCAAAGACUGUAGCCUUUUGUCUCCCGGAACAUACUACCUCACCGAAGUUGAUUCCAUGUACCGGAGAUUCUACGCAAAGAAGGACGGGGACUUUGCUGCUUGCGAUAAUGGUUCCGUUGCCAACGGUCAUUAGCGGACAGAUUUAUCAUGCCCCCAAUGCCAUGAAGAAAGCAUUUGUGUUAGAUGUGUUUGUGAGUACCAAAAUACUGGGUUCCUGUGAAUGUUAAAAAAGCAAAAAUAGUUUGAUUCAGCAUCAAUUUCAGCUUAAAUUUUCUUUUUUAUUUUAUUUUGUAAUAAGUUAUUUUUCUAGAGCCAGUUAUGUUAAAACCCAAAGCUAGUUGGCAAUCUCUUUGAUGAUAAUAUAAGAUAUUUUUAUUUCA
Molecule: messenger RNA, 1796 nt
Organism: Gossypium raimondii (Peruvian cotton)
Lineage: Eukaryota; Viridiplantae; Streptophyta; Magnoliopsida; Malvales; Malvaceae
Product: hydroxymethylglutaryl-CoA synthase
Exons: 12
Coding region: 152-1549 (465 amino acids)
Biological process (GO): acetyl-CoA metabolic process
Molecular function (GO): hydroxymethylglutaryl-CoA synthase activity
Source: RefSeq, a predicted model, not a curated record